CAAAGAGUAAACUUCACACAUAGGUACUCUUUGAACAUGAUUUUCUUAAAACUGGCUAGAUGUCCUUGGUCCAAAACCUAUCAAAUCUCAUAAAAAUGUAUUUUACUUUGACAUAUAGAUUCAGAAUGUAAUAUAGCUCUAAUAUAAGAAAUUCAAAAUUUUUGUUAUAAUUUUAAAUUAGCUGUGAUAAAAUAAUCAAUAAACAUGCCUAAAUCAGACAAGAGUAAAGCUAUUGAAUUUAGCAAAUAUUUCUUAGCAAAAAAGACAUUUUACGGACCAACAAAGAAAGAACCGGUAUGGGUAUAUUUAGAGAGAGAAAUGCAAGCGAAUAUAGACAAAAAACCUUACAAUAAGAAAGUGGGCGACUGGCUCAAGUUCAUGCGAGAUUUAAGGCGCUAUUUUUAUCUUGAAAGCAAAAAGCAAGAGAGAAUACUGAAAAAGGAAAUUGGCCCAAUUUGGUACGUGGAAAUGUCAGGAUUUCAAAAAGAAGUUCUUCGGCAUUUAAUAAAGGAUAUCCAUUACGACUUGAUUGAGAAUCUGCCAACACGGACUCGAAAAUCCCUAUCGGAUUUAGGCAUUAGCAGGAGUAUACCCAAAUCUAUUUUGUUGAAAGCUAUGAAUGAAGCUGGAGGGGACGCGGCUGUAUUUAUUUGGAAGUUAUACACGGCUAUCUAUAAUAAAACGCCCAGUGAACCACGCGGAGAAUACGAUAUGGACGCAAUGAUUCUAAUGUCAGCGCUGACCUUUAUUGAUUUAGAUGAAUGUAUAGAAAACUUAAAAGACUUAACGAAGCCAGUGAAGGAAACACCCGAGCCAGUGACGAAGAAAGCAGUGAAAAAGGACAGCAAGCAUACAGACAACCGGUACGGAAUGUACUUGGAGCGAAGUACUAUACCUGUGUAUUGCAGACACCCGUCUCCGCAACGAGGGCAGAGAGUCAAGAAGCCGCCUCCCCGCAUGGAGAAAAAGAUCACGAUUAGGAGUGACGAUAGUUAUGAACGAUUAAGAUUGGAUAAUACUUUCGUAAGUACAAAAAGUAGUUUUUCUAACUGUAGGCGGAAACAUAAAUUUAACUUGUGUUCACUGAGCGUAUCAUGUCUUCAAAAAGCAACAUGUAUAAUUCUUUUUUCUAAUUUCGUCGUCACUAGUUUUUUACCCAGCAACGGAUUACCUGUAGGAUUUUAUGUCCUAAAAAUGUAUAAAACUUUACAUCUGUUCCUACUUACCUAUCAGCUUGAGAGAAGACAGCAAAGAUGCGUAAAGGCGAAACAAGCGGAAAGAAUUUGCACUUACAAAUUUUGGGAGCCUCCCGUUUAUCUCCGCACCACUAAUCCGGGUAUGACGGAAUAUUAUGAGAAGUUAAAGCUACUGCAAAAGGCGGCUCAAGUUCAACAUAUGACUCCAUUAAAUAAUGUACAGUUUAACGUAGGAACUGUCGCUCUAAUAGGGGGAAAGCCACGUUACCUGUUAAACAAUAUUGCUUUAUUGCCAACUGGAUAUAUAGCUAUCAAUGGUGGAACAACUACAUUCUCCACUGGAGAAUAUUUAACAGUUAUAAUUGGACAUUGGAGAUACCCAGUGGAGAAAGAAGAAAAAUGCGACGUUACUUGUGACUGCAUAAAAUGGGAAUCGGCAGUGAUAAAACAUUUAGAAGAAUCCAAAUGCAAGUGUGGUCACCUUUACGACUUCUACCUUGAAGGGAAAUCUAAGGAAAAAUACUUCUACCAGCCAACGAAACAAUGGCCGCUGUGGUUCGACGAAGCUAAAAUAUUCCAAAUGGAUCCAAUGGAGGAUUUCAUAAAGGAUACUGUUAGAAUAGCAGAAAGGUCUCAAGAGCCUACGCCGAUUCCGUCCCAUCCUGAAUUAUCGGCAGGUGGGGUAAAAACGAAGGCUUUACUACAGUCGUUCCUUGCUGAUUUAUCUGGAACUCCGCUCGUGAUACCGCACCUGCCGCAAGCGGAGCUCCUCAACAACCUGCAAGAACUUGUCAGGAAACGCUUCAACGGCGAUCUCUCACCGGAGGCUCACAAACUUUCAGUAGUUCGGUCGUUGCGGCGAUGGUUAUGGCUGAAGCACAUGGACUUCCGCGAGCGCGCGUAUAUGAUACCCUUUACGAAGCAUGAGCUUGAGAACAUUACUUGGGCGGACAGGCAAAAUCUCCAGUACCUAUUUGAGACCCUGUUGCGCGAUUUCACAGCGAGGAAUAGAUUGCGCCAACUGGAGCAGACACGCCUCUGGUGGUCCACGAUGAAGUUCGAUAGAUAUCCUAGCCAAGCUUUCUUGGAUCUCUACUUCACAUAUAUGCCAGGCAGAUCAAAGGAUACUUAUAUUUUCAACCCAUUUAAUGCUGAGCUCACUCCGAAUGAUAUCUACAAAACUUGCCCGCUUUCGUAGUUAGUCAUUUAUUUUGGGUCAAUUUUUACAGUUGUUGUUGUGUUGUGUAUUGUGGGAAUAAUGUGAUAAUGUCACGUUAGGGGCCUUACCUACAUUGUAAUUUUGUAUAGUUUCAUUUUCGUAGAAUUAUUACAAGCGUUUAAGAAUAAAUUGUAUUUACAAACUGUAAAAUGAACUUGUACAUUCUCAAAUUCAUGGUUCUUCAUUUGUAAUAUCUACUUUUCAAACUACUAAUUAAUUAUUUUUCGGUAUGUAACUUUUUAUGUUCUAUAUGAUGUGUUUUGAUUACGUACGUUCGGUAUUGUAAGCGCAAGGCAAGCGCUAUAAAUAAUUACCUACUACAUAAUGCUGUAAAUGUUAAAAAAAUUAGUGGACCAACAUUGUUUUAACUGGUCUGUGUUAAUUUAAGUUAAAAAUGUAAUGUGUAAUAAAAAAAUGGUAAUAUAUUUUUCACGAUAAAA
Messenger RNA from Cydia pomonella (codling moth), 2855 nucleotides. RefSeq lists its product as uncharacterized. Bases 205 to 2394 code for a protein of 729 amino acids. The record is from RefSeq and is a predicted model, not a curated record. The transcript is spliced from 15 exons. NCBI's taxonomy places the organism in Eukaryota, Metazoa, Arthropoda, Insecta, Lepidoptera, Tortricidae.